Molecule: messenger RNA, 1726 nt
Organism: Aspergillus uvarum CBS 121591
Lineage: Eukaryota; Fungi; Ascomycota; Eurotiomycetes; Eurotiales; Aspergillaceae
Product: casein kinase 1 family protein
Exons: 3
Coding region: 325-1440 (371 amino acids)
Biological process (GO): signal transduction; endocytosis; peptidyl-serine phosphorylation
Cellular component (GO): nucleus; cytoplasm
Molecular function (GO): ATP binding; protein serine/threonine kinase activity
Source: RefSeq, a predicted model, not a curated record
UCCUUCACCGUGUCACGUCUGCGUUGUUGCUGCUUCUCUCUUUGGGGGCCGUGGUCAGCCUCCCCCACCCCAUUUGCCUGCUCCACGUCCGUCCUAUUCACUAUCUAAGCGCCCAUCUGCAUGCUGUGUUUGGUGAUUGAACAUCCUUUACAACACAUUCCAUUCCUUCCUUUCAUACUCAAUUGUGUCUGUUGUCGUGUCUGCAACGUUAUCAACUGCCUUCGUCCUCCUGCCUCGACCGGGUUGUGGCUAAUCGUUGAUUUUUCUAGCACAGUUCGUCAAGAGAUCGAUCACAGCCGGUUGCUGUGACUACACUUGAUCAGAAUGACGACCAUGGAUUUGCGUGUCGGUAACAAAUACCGCAUUGGCCGCAAGAUCGGCAGCGGUAGUUUCGGUGAUAUCUACCUUGGCACGAACAUCAUUUCCGGCGAGGAGAUCGCUAUCAAGCUCGAAAGUGUCAAGGCCAAGCACCCGCAGCUUGAAUACGAGGCCCGUGUCUACAAGUCUCUGGCCGGUGGUGUCGGUAUUCCUUUCGUGCGUUGGUUCGGUACUGAGUGUGAUUACAAUGCUAUGGUCAUCGACCUUCUUGGUCCCAGUCUGGAGGACCUUUUCAACUUCUGCAACCGCAAGUUCUCGCUGAAGACUGUUCUCCUUCUCGCCGACCAGCUCAUCUCUCGUAUCGAGUACAUCCAUGCCAAGUCUUUCAUCCACCGUGAUAUCAAGCCCGACAACUUCCUCAUGGGUAUCGGCAAGCGUGGUAACCAGGUUAACGUGAUCGAUUUUGGUUUGGCCAAGAAGUACCGCGACCCGAAGACUCACUUCCACAUUCCCUACCGCGAGAACAAGAACCUCACCGGAACUGCUCGUUACGCCAGUAUCAACACUCACUUGGGUGUCGAGCAGUCCCGCCGUGAUGACAUGGAGUCCCUCGGCUAUGUCAUGCUCUACUUCUGCCGUGGUACUCUGCCCUGGCAGGGCCUGAAAGCUGCUACCAAGAAGCAGAAGUACGACCGUAUCAUGGAGAAGAAGAUGACUACACCUACCGAGGUUCUGUGCCGUGGUUUCCCCAACGAGUUCUCCAUCUACCUCAACUACACUCGUUCCCUGCGUUUCGAUGACAAGCCGGAUUACUCAUACCUCCGCAAGAUCUUCCGCGACCUUUUCGUUCGCGAGUCCUUCCAGUAUGACUACGUCUUCGAUUGGACCGUCUACAAGUAUCAGAAGAAUGCCGCCAUGAUCGUGGACGCCAACAAGAAGGACAAGGAGGCUGAGGAGCAGCAGCGCCGUCAAGGUGUUCCUGCUGCUGCACCCAUGGGAACCCCGGGUGCUGCCGCCAAGCCUGGUGCUAUCUCCAGCCAGCGCCGCAAGGUCAUCGAACGUGGAACUCUUGACAACACCCCGGACACCAACCGUGCUGUCGGAGGGAGUGACAGGAUGUGAGUAUCUGAAACCUAGGUUCCGUUGUAGGGAACCCCUUUCCUCUGCGUUUGGUGCUUUGCUAUGACCCUGCACGUAGAGGUCGACUUGAAUUCUGGAAUCUGACUAAUCUCAUAGUCUUCGGCGUUAGGCUGCGUUCUGCUUCAAGGGUUGCUGCUUCAGGUGCUUUUGCCGCCCGUAGCCGUACGAAGCAGGACGAUGGGUACGGUGCUCAGUGGUACUGAUCUGUGCGACCUAGCAGUGUAGCUUGAUCUUUUUACUCGGGAUUCCGUCCAGCUUCCUGCGUGUU